Messenger RNA from Propithecus coquereli (Coquerel's sifaka), 1066 nucleotides. RefSeq names its product olfactory receptor 9A4-like. NCBI's taxonomy places the organism in Eukaryota, Metazoa, Chordata, Mammalia, Primates, Indriidae. The record is from RefSeq and is a predicted model, not a curated record. Gene Ontology annotation, molecular function: olfactory receptor activity; G protein-coupled receptor activity. Gene Ontology annotation, biological process: G protein-coupled receptor signaling pathway. Gene Ontology annotation, cellular component: membrane.
CUUUUUUUUUGCUCUCUAGAUUUCACAGGAAUAAGAGCUCAGAACUAAAUGUUGAGGAAUCACUCUAGUGCCACUGAAUUUUACCUCCUUGGCUUCCCUGGCUCUGAAGAACUACACCAUAUUCUUUUUGCUAUAUUCUUCUUCUUCUACUUAGUGACAUUAAUGGGAAACACAGUCAUCAUCGAUUGUGUUGAUAAACAUCUGCAGUCCCCCAUGUAUUUCUUCCUUGGCCACCUCUCUGUCCUGGAGAUCCUGGUUACCACUAUAAUUGUCCCUGUGAUGCUUUGGGGAUUGCUGCUCCCCAGGAUGCAGACAAUGUCUUUGACUGCAUGUGUUGCCCAGCUCUUCCUGUACCUUGCUGUGGGGACCACAGAGUUUGCAUUACUUGGAGCGAUGGCUGUGGACCAUUAUGUGGCUGUCUGUAACCCUUUGAGGUACAACAUCAUUAUGAACACUCGUACCUGCAACUUUGUGGUAAUUGUGUCAUGGGUAUUUGGGUUUCUUUUUCAAAUCUGGCCAAUGUAUGCUACAUUUAAGCUUACUUACUGCAAAUCAAAUGUGGUGAACAAUUUCUUCUGUUACCGAGGGCAACUGCUCAAACUAUCCUGCAAUAAUACUCUUUUCACAGAGUUUAUCCUCUUCUUAAUGGCUGUUUUUGUUCUUUUUGGCUCUUUGAUCCCUACAAUUGUCUCUUACACCUACAUCAUCUCCACCAUCCUCGAGAUCCCUUCAGCCUCUGGCCGGAGGAAAGCCUUCUCCACCUGUGCCUCCCACUUCACCUGUGUUGUCAUCGGGUACGGCAGCUGCUUGUUCUUCUAUGUGAAACCCAAUCAAAUGCAGGCAGCUGAUUACAACAGGGUAGUUUCCUUGAUGAUUUCAGUAGUGACUCCUUUCCUCAACCCCUUCAUCUUCACCCUUCGGAAUGACAAAGUCAUAGAGGCCCUUGGGGAUGGGGUGAAACACUGCAGUCAACUAUUCAGGAACUAGCUUUGCCCUAAGGCAUUUUACAUGGCAAAGCACUUAUUAUGGAUUCUAGAAUAAUGGGAAAAGGACUUACUAUUUUUGA